AUGACUCAAAAGCAUUACCCAUCAAUCAAAAUCAAAGCCAAAACAAUUUCCAACUAAAGACUAAAGGGAAACUUUUCAUUCAAUACCCUACUCAUAAAUCUCAUAACCUCCCUCCCUCUCUCCACCCAACUAAAUUAACACCACUAAUCAAAGAAUCUCAUCUCGUUCUCUAGCCUUCCCCCACCAAAUUACCCUCCUCAAUACUUUUAUUUGUAGUCUGUUACUUGGCGCUUUUGAGUCUGUGUUCAUUGUAUGUAUUAUUACCCUUUUUUGGAUUUUGUUUUCGUCCGUUUUUAAAUUGAUUUUUCUUUGUAAUAACUCAUGUCAGUGAAUACGUUUCCAUUCUCAAGCAUGGAACUUUCAGAGCUCUGUGAAAACCAGAGCUUAUGGGUUCUUAUCACCAAACCCAGUUUUGGGUUUUCCCAUAAACCGCCUCCUCAAUGCUUUGUUUAUACUGUGUUCAAGGGUUGUUGCUAAUCUAAUUCUAACCGACUCGUUAUCUACACCUCACUCUCUUGAUUUAGUGAUUUAUUGGUUUCAUAAUUAUACUCCUUGUUGGUGGAUAAUUUCUUAUGGAGUUUUGGAUUGGGUUUUAAGUUAUAGAGGUUGAGAUUUGGUGUUUAAGGGAUGGGGUUGGUGCUGGUGGUACCGGUGAUGCUUCAACUUGUGAAACUCUCAGUCAUUUGUGCUCUUUUAACUGUGCAUGGAUCUACAGGGUAUGAUAUAUCCCCAUCACCAGCGAGUCUUUCUGUAGAAAUUACACCCACUCCUGUUUCCUGGAGUGGCAAUCCAUCUAGAUCAGCAUCUCAGCAUCAUGGGUUAGGCUUGCUUGCUCCUCUUGCAUCACCACCUCUAAUGUUUGCCCCUAGGCCUAGGACAAAACGGCCUGCGCCCUCAUCAGCUAAUACUCCAAUGGAACCAAUGCCACAUAAUGCAGCUCCUCCACCUUUGACUGAUCAAGAACAUUCACCAUCCUCGUCACCCAGAUUUCCCUUUGUAUCACCAUCUAAUCCCACGGCUACUCCCUCCUCAACUAUUCAUGCAGAUGCACCAUCCGUGUUGCCAGGUGCUCCGAGAGAGAAGACACCAGCUGUUGCAACUCCUCCAACAAAAUUUCCACAAAUAGCACCAGCCAUCAGCCCGAGUGCACCAGGAACUUUUCCCCCAACUUCUCAUCAAAGAAAUGCGUCAAAGAGCGAGGCUCCUGUUGUAGAGUCCAUUGCUCCAGUUGCACCACCACCAAGACCAACCAUACAGCCGAACAUACCUGGAACUUUCUCCCCACCCCCAGAUGAGCAAGAAAGGAAUGCGUCAAACAAUAAGGCUCCUAUCCAGGAGCCUAUAGCUCCAGCUGCACCACCACCGCGACCAACCAUACAACCGAACAUACCAGGAACUUUCUCCCCAACCCCAGAUGAGCAAGAAAGGAACGCGUCGAACAAUGAGGCUCCUAUCCAGGAGCCCAUAGCUCCAGUUGCACCACCACUGAGACCAAUCAUACAACCGAACAUACCAGGACCUUUCUCCCCAACCCCAGAUGAGCAAGAAAGGAACGCGUCGAACAAUAAGUCUCCUAUCCAGGAGCCUAUAGCUCCAGUUGCACCACCACCGAGACCGGCCACACAACCGAACAUACCAGGAACUUUCUCCCCAACCCCAGAUGAGCAAGAAAGGAACGCGUCGAACAAUAAGGCUCCUAUCCAGGAGCCUAUAGCUCCAGUUGCACCACUACCGAGACCAACCAUGCAACCAAACAUACCAGGACCUUUCUCCCCAACCCCAGGUGAGGAAGAAAGGAAUGCGUCAAACAAUAAAGCUCCUAUCCAGGAGCCUAUAGCUCCAGUUGCACCACCACUGAGACCAACCAUACAACCGAAUAUACCAGGAACUUUCUCCCCAACCUCAGGUGAGCAAGAAAGGAACGCGUCGAACAAUAAGGCUCCUAUCCAGGAGCCUGUAGCUCCAGUUGUACCACCACCACCACCAACCAUCCAUCCAAGCAUUCCCGCAACUCUGCCACCAACCUCCCAUCAAAGAAAUGAAUCAAACUAUGAAGCACCUAUUGUGGCACCUGUUGCUCCAGCACCUCGUACUAGAGGGGAUUCACCACCAAUUCAUCAUCAAAGAAAUGUAUCGGAUGAUAAGGCUCCAGAAAUUUCACCUACCACUCCAGUUGCAGAUACUGAUGUCUCUCCUGCGGCUACUCCAAGUGUUGACUGGGAGGAAGGCGGAGUGCUAGUUGCUGCACCGCCAAAUGAUAUCCCCAAGCUAUUGCCACCUGUGAACCAUUCCCCAACUAAGGCUCCUUCAAAGCACAAUGCUAUAAGGCAUCAUCAGAGUGCCCCGGUGCCAUCACUUGUAUCUCACAGACCUCCACAAGAUAGAGACUAUCUGUCUCCUGCAUUAUCACCUUCUUCCUCAUUUCAUAAACCUCAUCAUGCAAGGGACAGAAUGAACAUCCCAUCUCCGGCAUAUGUGAUACCUCUUCCUCCAAAUCAGCAAGGUCCUGCCAGUUCUCCUGCAUUUCUUCCAUUGAGUAAGCGGAGACAAAAUGCUCAUGCACCCGCACCCUUUGAUCCAGGUUCUUUAAUUUCUCCAUCUCGGCAUCACUUUCCCCCAUCAAUAAGCCAUGCAUCACCUACUCCUUCACCAUUUCCAAGUUCUGCAUCUGUCUGGACCCAAAUGCCCAUUCUCUCCCCUAAGGCUUCUCCUUCUGGGUCUCCACCAAGAAGUCCAAAGAUUCCACUUCUGCCUCCAACGCAAUCACUACCACCUCCUCCUCCCAAUAAAGACUGUUCUUCUACGGAAUGCAAGGAGCCAUACACAAAUGCUCCUUCUGGGUCUCCCUGUGGCUGUGUUAGGCCCAUUCAAGUUGGACUGCGCCUCAGUGUUGCCCUUUACACUUUCUUCCCUUUGGUUCCACAGCUAGCCGAGGAAAUUGCUGCUGGGGUAUUCUUGAAACAAGGUCAAGUUCGUAUUAUUGGAGCCAAUGCUGCCAGCCAGAACCCAGAAAAGACAAUUGUCCUUACUGAUUUGGUACCUCUUGAAGAGAUGUUUGAUAACACUACAGCAUUUUUGACAUACCAUAGAUUUUGGCAUAAACAAGUUGUCAUAAAUCCUUCCCUGUUUGGGCAAUAUGACGUAUUAUAUGUGCGUUACCCAGGUCUACCUCCAUCUCCACCCUCUGCACCGAGCGUUAGCAUGAUAGAUGGUGGGCCAUAUUCUGCUAAUGGUAAUAAUGCGCGGGCAAUAAAGCCCCUGGGGGUUGAUGUGCGGAAUGGGCAGCAUAAAGAUGAUCUUAGCGGUGGCAUAGUUGCUGUAAUUGUUCUGUCAGUUCUUGUGGCAGUUGUUUUAUGUGGCGCAGUUGCUUGGGUUCUGCUGUUCAAACACAGAGACAGUGCUUCCCAACCAGCAUCCAUCCAGCAGUCUUUUCCCGCUACCGUCCUAAAACCAUCACGUGCUACUGGGUCAGUUAAGGGAAGUGGUAUCAGUUCUACAUCCUUAUCAUUUGGAUCUAGUAUUGCACCUUACAAAGGAUCUGCUAAAACCUUCAGCACUGCUGAUAUAGAGAGAGCAACAGACAACCUUAAUGCUUCGAGAGUACUUGGGGAAGGAGGCUUUGGCUGUGUUUACAGUGGUGUUCUUGAAGAUGGGACCAAAGUGGCGGUCAAAGUUUUAAAGAGAGAUGAUCAGCAGGGUGGACGUGAAUUCUUGGCCGAAGUCGAGAUGCUCAGCCGUCUACACCACAGAAAUUUGGUCAAAUUGAUUGGCAUAUGUACAGAGGAGCGCAGCAGGUGCUUGGUUUAUGAACUCAUUCCAAAUGGCAGUGUAGAGUCUCAUUUACAUGGAGUUGACAAAGAAGCUGCUCCACUUGAUUGGGAUGCCCGGGUGAAGAUAGCUCUUGGUGCUGCACGGGGUCUAGCAUAUUUGCAUGAAGAUUCGAGCCCCCGUGUCAUACACAGAGAUUUCAAGGCGAGCAACAUCUUGCUGGAACAUGAUUUCACACCAAAAGUGUCUGACUUUGGUUUGGCACGAGUUGCCAUGGACGAGGACAACAGGCAUAUAUCAACGCGUGUUAUGGGAACUUUUGGGUAUGUAGCUCCCGAGUAUGCGAUGACAGGGCAUCUUCUGGUGAAGAGUGAUGUUUACAGCUAUGGUGUAGUCCUUCUUGAGCUUCUAACUGGAAGAAGACCUAUAGACAUGUCACAACCACCCGGUCAGGAGAAUUUAGUGGCAUGGGCACGUCCACUCCUCACGAGUAGAGAAGGGUUGGAAACAAUUAUAGAUAAAUGCUUAGGACCUGAUGCCCCAUUUGAUAGCAUUGCUAAGGUAGCUGCAAUUGCUUCUAUGUGUGUACAAACGGAGGUAACGCACCGUCCUUUCAUGGGUGAGGUAGUUCAGGCAUUAAAUUUAGUAUGUAAUGAGUGUGAUGAGGCGAAAGAAGUCGGUUCAAGAACUUCUAGCCGAGAAAAUUUGUCAAUUGAUGUGGAUGCUGGAGUCAGUACUAGCUCUAGACAGCCUCUGGAUCCCUUGCAAAGCCAAUAUCACAUGCCUCGCUAUGAUUUUGGGCCGGAUACAGAGAUGGGACUGUCAGCCUCAGAUUUGUUCAGUGCAUCGGUGAGACUUGACAGGCAGGCAUCUGGAUCCUUUAGGAGAUAUUCCAGUUCCGGUCCGUUGAGGACUGAAAGGGGUAGACAGUUCUGGCAGACAAUAAGAGGGUUAACCGGGGGUAGUUUGAGUGAACAUGGAGUUAUGUUCAAGGUACAGCCGGGUUCGCAUUGAGCAUUUGCAGUCUUUUUCCAUGCACAAAGAGCCUUCCACUCCUGCGACUCCUGCAUGCACAUAAGAAUGGUAUUCCGGGUCCUCCCAACAGAGAAGCGUGUAAAUUCUUCAUCUUGAGUACAUAAUUUGACUGUCAUAGCCUGGAUGGAAAAGCUGCAUUGGAUAGAACCAUAGAAAUUCUCCCUUAUUGACUAUUAUCAUUAAGAAAAAUCAGAUAAAUGCAGGAACUUAUAGGAGGAAGAAGGCUUCCACAUAGUACUAUACUAAUCUGGCAGGGUUUUUGAAUCAAUAAUGCAGUAUGCAGAGCGAUUCUGAUGUAGGCUUUUAUGAUCUGCUUGAAUUGUUGAUAGAUGCAUUUUUGUACGGGAAAAUACCAGGAAGAUGAAAGCAAAUCUUCUUGCUAAGAAAAUGUAUAGUUUUUGUGUUGUGUCCGUGAAAAUUAAACUAUUCCCUUAUAAAUACUCUUUUCUUACUGUUAUCA
Molecule: messenger RNA, 5263 nt
Organism: Tripterygium wilfordii
Lineage: Eukaryota; Viridiplantae; Streptophyta; Magnoliopsida; Celastrales; Celastraceae
Product: mediator of DNA damage checkpoint protein 1-like
Exons: 22
Coding region: 628-4782 (1384 amino acids)
Biological process (GO): protein phosphorylation
Molecular function (GO): ATP binding; protein kinase activity
Source: RefSeq, a predicted model, not a curated record